Molecule: messenger RNA, 2301 nt
Organism: Drosophila biarmipes
Lineage: Eukaryota; Metazoa; Arthropoda; Insecta; Diptera; Drosophilidae
Gene: conu
Product: rho GTPase-activating protein conundrum
Exons: 9
Coding region: 294-2060 (588 amino acids)
Biological process (GO): signal transduction; regulation of actin filament polymerization; regulation of small GTPase mediated signal transduction
Cellular component (GO): cytoplasm
Molecular function (GO): GTPase activator activity
Source: RefSeq, a predicted model, not a curated record
UGUAAAUAAAACCCGAUUCUUUCAUCACUUCAGAUGUCCGCUAAAGCAUUGAAUAUUAAUAUCUCUUUUUAAUAAUUUGUUUUUAUAAGUCUUCAGUGUAUAAUCAUUUUAGCGGUACAUACAUAUAUCUAUACAAAUUUACACGUAUUCUGUUGGUAUGGAUACACACAUGCACAUCCAUAAGUUUAGUAUGUAUAUACAUACAAAUGUGCAUUAAAAGUAGAGUUGUUAAUAAAAAUAGUGUGCCAUAUGUAAAGCCAUUCUGUAACGGUGCAUUAUAAAAAAGAGCUAAAAUGAACAACAAUUCAAUGCAUAAUUCAUCCGACCAGGAGUACUCCGAAUUUCUCAAGGAAUAUUUACUGCAAGCGAGCUCAGAAAGUGUCGAUCCUGAAAAUAACUAUGAAGAUGGCGAAAUGGAAGCAGAAUGGUUGACUGCUAUUGGUUAUCCAGAAUUGUCGAAGCCCUUUAAACAGGGGUUGGAGGUUUGUAAUGCUGAACUGGAGCCUAUACUGACUACUUUAUCCCAACCACAUGCUGAAGCAAUUGCACAACGAGUAAGAACCUUGAAUCAAACAGUUCGGUGUCGCACAAAAACUCGACCAAAGCGCAAGCCUGAUAUACGAGAUGUUUUUCGCGAUCUUGAUGAAUCGAGUACAGGCACACGUUCAAGGAGUGCAACGCCAGAUUCACUAGAUUCUAUACAAGUCGAUGAAGUUUGGGCAAACAGUUCUAUACCAAGUUUUGAAAAUAAUUUUGAAUACAUUAAUAAAACUAAUAGUAACAGUGGAGAGGAAGAAAAAGGAAAAUAUUUGAGGAAAAGCCUACAUCGAACACCUAGCGCGCCUAUUAAAACUAACAAUUAUGCGGACAUAUUUCGAGGUUCACAAGUCCGUCGCGAUAUACCUUUGUAUUCAACGCAUGGUGUGGAGUUGCUGGGCUAUUCUCGGAUUGGGACUAUACAUUUGCCACGAAACCGAUCAAGCUCAGAUCCAUUUUGCUCAGUUGGGCAAGCACGAAAAAUUCUAUUCGAGGAUUCGCAAAGUGAAAAUAAAACAUCUUCGAGUCAAGAACUGCCCAACUCGGAACAUCAAUCUAUACGAAUUUCUCCAAAGCCUUAUGAUGGCCUCAGCUUUGAGAGUAUUUGUCGGGAUACGUCUGGUCUUGAUUGCCACGAAAUUCCAGAUGGCCAUAAUACUUCAAUAAAUCUAUUCACAGAGAUCUUUUUAUUAAGCCAACUCGAUCUUAAACGCUUACAGGCUGUACUUUGGUUAGAACUGGCCACAAUAUUUGACCGUUACAAUGUGAGGUUGGACAAAAGGAAGAUGUUCAAGCGUCGACGCAAAGAGGAGGGUAAUCUGUUUGGUGUUUCUUUAAAUGCACUUAUACGUCGUGACCAACAAGUUACUGGCACUGACUCUACGUUAGUUCCACAAUUUUUGGAAAAAUUGCUGGCCGAACUUCUUCACCGCGGAUCUAAAGAAGAGGGAAUACUACGUAUUGGUGGACACAAGCAAAAGAUCGAAAUACUUUAUAAAGAAUUAGAAUCAACCUUUUAUCAAAAACCGGAGAAGUUAGCUCAUCUGUUUGGAACAGCUACGGUUCACGAACUUGGCGCUUUGCUAAAACGCUGGUUGCGUGAACUUCCCCAACCGUUACUUACUACUGAACUUAUACAACUAUUUUAUCAAUGUCACAGACUUCCAUCUAUGGAUCAACAAAACGCUUUAACGAUUCUAUGUCAACUACUUCCACCUGAAAAUAGAAAUACAUUGCGUUUUCUGUUGAGCUUCUUAAACAACAUUAUUGAUUUAAAAGAUAUAAACAAAAUGGACCUGCAUAACGUAUCUACAAUAAUUGCUCCAUCCUUUUUUCCACCACGAUUUAUUCACCCUACUGAUAGAACCAGCAUUGCAGAGCAAUUAAAAAUGGCUGCCCAUUGUUGCCGUUUGACGAAAGUUUUAAUCUUACAUGGUUAUAAACUUUUUCGGGUACCAAAUACCCUACUUAUAGAAUCCAAUACUAAGAAAAUGAGAAUGGGUAAAAAAGGAUGGCUUCGGUGAGAUAAAGUCUCAGUUAUUCAAAAAACACCUAAUGCAAUUCGAAUCAGUAACUGUAAUGCAGCGGUUGGCAGCGACCGGAACACGUCCAUCAUAGAACACCAGUCAUCGCACACACAACGAUAAGCUCUCCCCUGCAAAAAAAUCAAAAAAAAAAAAGUUAUACUAAUCCGUGCAGACCACUGCUUUAAUGGCAACUUACCUGACUCUGACCUUUUAAUAAAUAUUAAAGCAAUUCCCACAA